AACCUUCUCCUCUCCACCUUCACUGACCGAUUCACCUAAAUCCUUCAUCUUCCACCUCCAAUCUCUCCUUUACCAGAUCUAUACUUCGACCUUCUAUUCCCUUCACCGGGACUAACAUCAACCACAACCAAGCUCUUCGGCUUCACCCACCACGGCCCCUCAUCUCGGUGCGCCCUAGAAAUGUUCGCUUCCUUCGUCUUCCUUCUUUGAAAUUAGCACCACAAAGAGUUCAGGUUCUCUUAUUGUUAUGCAAAGAUUUAGUGUGUGCUGGUAUUCAAGUGAAGGGCUCAAGGGUGUCAUGAAUCCAGAGUAAAGUUUUGUGAAGAAGAAAAUGAGGAUAAUAGGGCUUACUGGAGGGAUUGCAUCAGGGAAGAGUACAGUCUCCAAUCUCUUCAAGGCUAAUGGCAUCCCAGUUGUUGAUGCCGACCUUAUUGCUCGUGAUUCUUUGAGGAAAGGUACUGUUGGUUGGAAAAAGGUGGUUGCAGCUUUUGGAGAGGAAAUUUUACAGCCCAGUGGAGAAGUUGAUAGGGUGAAAUUGGGUCAAAUUGUGUUUUCUGAUCCUGGGAAGCGCCAGCUGCUUAACCGGCUAUUGGCUCCUCAUAUAUCUUCUGGCAUCUUUCUGGAGAUUUUCAAGCUGUGGGUAAAGGGGUCCAAGGUGAUUGUCCUUGAUGUACCGUUAUUAUUUGAAGCGAAGAUGGAUAAAUGGACCAAACCCGUUAUUGUUGUAUGGGUUGACCCUGAAACACAACUUGAGCGACUCAUGGCAAGAGACAAAUCUAAUAAGGAGGACGCCAGCAACCGGAUAAAUGCUCAGAUGUCACUGGAUCUAAAAAGAAACAAGGCAGAUAUAGUCAUUGAUAACAGUGGAUCGAUUGAGGACUUGAAUGAAGAAUUUAAAAGGGUAUUAUUGCAGGUCACAAGACCAUUGAACUGGACUGAGUUCUGGCUCACAAGACAAGGUGCUAUAUCAGCACUUACUUCUGUUAUUGUGGUUGUCCUUGCAUGCAAAAAAAUAUAUAAUAGCUUGUAGCUACAUAAUUUCCAACUCUUGUAUGCUUCAUUCCUUCAGGUUGUACGUUGUCCAUAUUUAUGCAACAAAAAGUAGUUCAGUAUUUUCAA
Messenger RNA from Carica papaya (papaya), 1119 nucleotides. It is a transcript of the gene ATCOAE, whose product is annotated as dephospho-CoA kinase family. Lineage: Eukaryota; Viridiplantae; Streptophyta; Magnoliopsida; Brassicales; Caricaceae. The record is from RefSeq and is a predicted model, not a curated record. Gene Ontology annotation, molecular function: ATP binding; dephospho-CoA kinase activity. Gene Ontology annotation, biological process: coenzyme A biosynthetic process.